AUGUUCAAGUACGCAACUAUCGCAUUUGCCGUAUUUGCUGCAUCUGAUGCAUUCGGUUUUGGUUUGCUUGGAGGAGGGUCAAGCAGUUGUUGCCCUGCUCCCGCACCAGCAGCGUCUUGUUGCCCAGCUCCCGCUCCAGCUUGUUGCCCUGCACCUGCCCCAGUUUGCUGCCCAGCACCUGCUCCAGCACCAGCUCCAUGUUGCCCUCCACCUACAUCAUCUUGCGGAGGAGGUAGCAGCGGUGGAUGCAAUGGAGGCUCAUCCGGUGGAUCCUACCCAGUUGCUCCACCACCACCACCAUCUUACCCAGUUGCUCCACCACCAUCUUACCCAACUGCCCCAUCUGGUGGUUACCCUACUUCAUCUGGAGGCGGCUACGCUACUGGCAAGUAA
Molecule: messenger RNA, 393 nt
Organism: Strongylus vulgaris
Lineage: Eukaryota; Metazoa; Nematoda; Chromadorea; Rhabditida; Strongylidae
Source: the annotation of a GenBank genome assembly